CUAAGUGAUCUUAGCAGUGACACUUUAUCUAAUGAAUGUAUGUAGUCUGAAAAUGUUUGAGUUUUUCUCCAUUUCCUCUUUUAUCCUAUACUUCCAAUCAGCUACUGAAUACCUUUCUUUUCCCCUAAUUAACAAUUACCCUAAAAUUGAUUACCUCUCACUGAUUGUACCUUCUCCAAUAGAGUUCUAAUCUUUGUUUUUCCCCAAGUCCCCCUACCCCCUUACCCACACACAUACCCAUUUACCCAGUCUUCAAUUCCCCACUCAGUAGAAAAAGAAACAUGAUGUUGGGAUCAAGUCAUAUCUUCCUCUCCAAACAAAGCAAUAAAAUCCCAUUAGAUGUCUCCAAAGAAAUACAUCUUAACAAAAUGAAGAAAAUCUGUUCUGACUAACUAGUCUUCAAGCACUGAAGGACAUAUAAUUAAACAUGGCAACACAUUGUACCAGCUGGAGGGCAGCAUACUCAGUCCUUUAAGCCUGUUGUACAUCACUGUUCUAACUCCCCAUGUCUCCCAAAUGCAAUGCCCUGGGCUGCAAUGUCAGAGUUUCUUUAAUGGUUAGAUGAAGUCACUUGCCUAUAACUGCACUGGUACCUAAGCCAUUUAUUUGUUACCCUAUGCAUGUUACUCUGUAUUAUAAUUAUCUCUUCCUCAUUAUUUUCUGGCCAAAUUACCAAAUUGUAAGCUUCUCUACUGCACACAGUUAUGACCAAUGUAAUAUUGUUGCUGCACAUCCCCAAUUCAUUGUUCUCUGUUGCCAAUGAUACGGAAAAAUGAACUUUCUACCUCUGUAUCACAAUUUAAAAAUUCCUGGAAAGCAUGAAGUAUGAUUGGGCUAUGAUAAAGUGUACAUUCUUUGACCAUUUGUGGCUGGAGGAAAAGUGGCAUGGUGUAAAUAUAAGCUAGCAGCUAAGGACUCCAGAGAAAAAAGACUGUAGAGCUGAGAAAAAUGUUUUGAAAACAGAAACCUAUUACAACAGCUGAUAUCACAUAACUUUUUCUAUCAGUUUAAAUGAGCCACUUGUAUUUUCAUAUAUUGCAUAGAUAUUCAUCUUUGGUCAGUUUUCUGAAGAAUACAACUAAUGUCAUUGGCUUAACUCACAAACAAAAAUAGCUUUUUGUUUCAGACUUUCAUCUUAUUCUGUAUUUUUAAUCCAGCAUUUCAACUUUCCAGAAUAUCACAACCUCUUCCAUCAUUUUCCUGCUGACGGGGGUCCCUGGGCUGGAAGCUUUCCACAGCUGGAUCUCCAUUCCCUUCUGCUUCCUCUAUGUCACUGCCCUCUCAGGAAACAGCCUGAUUCUCUUCGCAAUCAUCACUCAGCCCAGCCUCCACGAACCUAUGUAUUAUUUCCUCUCCAUGCUGUCCACCACGGACCUCGGGCUGUCCAUGUCCACUCUGGUCACAAUGUUGGGUAUAUUUUGGUUCAAUGCCAGGGAGAUCACCUUUAAUGCCUGCUUAUUUCAGAUGUUCUUUAUUAAGCUCUUCACUGUCAUGGAAUCUUCAGUACUGUUGACUAUGGCUUUUGAUCGUUUUGUGGCCAUCUCUAAUCCCCUUAGAUAUGCCACCAUUUUAACUGACUCCAGAAUAGUGCAGAUUGGAGUGGCAAUUGUUAUCAGAGGUACCCUAAUGCUGACACCAAUGGUAGCACUUCUUAAAAGACUAUCCUACUGCAGUAGCCAUGUGCUUCACCACUCCUACUGUUACCACCCUGAUGUAAUGAAGCUCUCCUGCACAGACACCAGGAUCAACAGUGCUGUCGGGUUGACUGCCAUGAUCUCCACUGUUGGUGUGGACUCAGUCCUCAUUCUCCUUUCUUAUGUUUUGAUCAUUAAGACCAUCCUCAGCAUUGCAUCCCCAGAAGAGAGGAAGAAAGCCUUCAGCACAUGUAUCUCCCAUAUUGGGGCUGUUGCUAUAUUUUAUAUCCCAUUGAUCAGUCUGUCCUUUGUUCACAGAUUUGGACAGCAAGCCCCAGCCUAUGUACAUACUAUGAUUGCUAACACCUACCUGCUCAUCCCUCCUGUAAUGAACCCCAUCAUCUACAGUGUGAAAACCAAACAGAUACGCAGAGCUGUGAUAAAAAUUCUCAACUCCAAAGAAGCAUAGGAUUGUUGACUUCUAGAACUAGGGAACAUUUAAAUUUGCCUCCUCAAGGUCUUGUUAUAAAUUUAAAAAAAUAAGUACCCAUUGAAGCUAUGUAUUCAAUCAUUUCAUGUUAAAGCAGGAAUAGACCUAGCUCAUUAACUCAUUUGAUCCCUUUAUUUAACAAAUGAGGGGGCAGAGGGAUGAACUGCCUAAAGCCCGCAUCAUCACUGGUUUGUUCUAAACUUUACUCACUUAUGAUGCCUGCGAUAGCCUCUCUGUUCUUAACUCAACCACCUCAAA
Molecule: messenger RNA, 2382 nt
Organism: Oryctolagus cuniculus (rabbit)
Lineage: Eukaryota; Metazoa; Chordata; Mammalia; Lagomorpha; Leporidae
Source: RefSeq, a predicted model, not a curated record